AUGGAAGAAGCUGAAGAGCGCAUCAGCACUGCUGAGGACAAGCUAGAGGUAAUGGGGACGGAACUACAGAAACUGCGCAAAAACAACGAAUACCUGAUGAAAAAGGUCGACCAUUUGGAAAACUACAGUAGGUGAAGCAACAUUAGAAUGAUUGGCCUCCGCGAGGGCUGCGAGGGGACUGACCCCAUUGAUUUCUCUGCUGCCAUUAUCCCCUCCCUACUGGGCAAAGAACAUUUAGCUAAACCCCUGGUUAUCGAACGGGCACACAGGUCACUCGCCCCUCGCCAAUCCCCUGAUCAGAACCCACAACCCUUCCUCGUUCGGUUCCUGAGGUACCAGGAACUGAGCUAA
Coregonus sp. 'balchen' is the source of this 351-nucleotide messenger RNA. Lineage: Eukaryota; Metazoa; Chordata; Actinopteri; Salmoniformes; Salmonidae. The record is from the annotation of a GenBank genome assembly.